Messenger RNA from Caenorhabditis briggsae, 357 nucleotides. The transcript is spliced from 2 exons. Lineage: Eukaryota; Metazoa; Nematoda; Chromadorea; Rhabditida; Rhabditidae. Bases 1 to 357 code for a protein of 118 amino acids. The record is from RefSeq and is a predicted model, not a curated record.
AUGUACCGAAACAUUCCUGAUAAAGACAUUGACUAUAUCAUUUGUUAUCAACCUUACCUGAGUUGUACAAUCAUGAUUGUCUUAACUGCAUUAAUUUUUUUGACUGCAUACAGUACUGGCAAGCCAACGUCGUCAUGUAACAUGGAAAAAGAUCUUUUUAUUUUGAUGGAUUCGUGGAAAAAUCGCACGAACCUUGAUGAUAAGGAAAAGCGAGUUUAUCUCAAAGAUUGCGACUUUUUUGACACAUGCAAACCUGACUUUGAAUGCGCCGAAGGAGGAUUCAAUGAGAACCUAACAUUUGCGAUCAAAUCCGUUGGAGCACAGUGUAAAACCUCCAAAACUUGGCUCAGACCUUAA